GACAUAAGCGACUCAUUGGCAGUAUCUCUUACUCACGCGAGAUGAACAGUUUAUUCAUCGUAUUUGUUGCAUCGGUGACUUACCAUGCAACGUUCGGAGCCGAAGUGCAUAGGACUCCUGAACGUCCGAACAUAAUCACGAGAUCAGAAUGGGGAGCCAGAGCACAAAAAGAAUUUGUCCCUAAUCUUAAGAUAAAUCCACCGCCGUUUGUAGUAAUUCAUCACUCGGCAACCGAUUCGUGCACGACGCAAGCGAUUUGCCAGGCGAAAGUGCGAUCUUUCCAGAAUCAUCAUAUUAAUGUAAAUAACUGGGAGGACAUAGGCUACAAUUUCGUAGUUGGAGAAGAUGGCAACGUGUACGAGGGUCGAGGUUGGGACAAGAAAGGCGCCCAUGUGCCAUCUUACAACGCGAGAAGUAUUGGAAUCUGUAUAAUUGGUAAUUAUGGCGCCCACGAGCCAAACGCGGCAGCUGUCGCUGCAACUAAGAAAUUAAUAGCUUACGGAGUGGCUAUCGGCAAAAUACAGGAAGAUUACAAAUUGAUAGGGCAUUUACAAGGUGGGAAUACGGAGUGUCCAGGAGAGAGUCUGUACAAUCUGAUCAAAACUUGGCCACAUUGGACAGAAAACCCGUGAACAGUCAUCGGGGUAAUAGACUAACGCAUUUAUUAUUUAAUAUUUUGUAUUGAGCAUUCUCAAAUAAACGCAUUCUUUUUUAUCGUAACAGUAUAAA
Megalopta genalis is the source of this 729-nucleotide messenger RNA. The record is from RefSeq and is a predicted model, not a curated record. NCBI's taxonomy places the organism in Eukaryota, Metazoa, Arthropoda, Insecta, Hymenoptera, Halictidae.